ACUAUAGUAUUCUGCGUCACUCGCUUUGUAGAUUCGCUUCUGACCUUGGUGCUUGACAUAAAACGAUCACAAAAAUCUGCCACUUUAUCUGCACAAACGCCAUGUUUCGAAUACCUGGGCAGUCCGUCCUUCGCCUCGCGACCUCAAGGAGUGGGAGAAUCGCAUGUGGAAGUCAAAAUGCCGGCAUUUUACGGUGUUCGAGUUCGAGUGCAGUCGAAAGCGACACGGAACCGUCGUUUACAGAAAUGUGUGCCGGUUUUUUCGAUCAAGCAAGAACUUACGUAGAACACAGGCUUUUAACUCGACCUGAUCCUCCGGGCAAGAUCCCCGAGAAGUUUGAGGAUAAAAAACACAGGAUAAAGGGAAUCCUUGAUGUGAUGAAGCCAUGUCAAGAUGUCCUAUCAGUUGUCUUUCCUAUCAAGCUUGAUAAUGGGGAAUACAAACUUGUCCAGGGCUACCGUGCCCAACAUAGUCACCAUCGGUCACCUUGUAAAGGAGGUAUUCGUUACAGUGAGGAUGUAGACAUUGAUGAGGUGCAAGCUUUAGCAACGCUGAUGACAUUUAAGUGCGCUGUGGUAGAUGUGCCUUUUGGUGGUGCAAAGGGAGGAAUCAAGAUUGACCCAAGCCAACAUUCUGUAACAGAACUUGAGAAAAUCACAAGAAGGUUCACUGUAGAGUUGGCCAAAAAGCAUUUCAUCGGCCCUGGUCUAGAUGUCCCCGCCCCUGACAUGGGAACUGGCGAAAGGGAAAUGAGCUGGAUGGCGGAUUCCUACGACAUGACUCUAGGGUUCGGUAACAUGAACGCUUACGCUUGUGUCACUGGUAAACCAAUCCACUUGGGUGGGAUCCAUGGCAGAGUAUCCGCUACAGGAAGGGGAGUUUUCCAUGGUAUCCAGAACUUCCUUGACUCAGAGAAAUAUGCCCACAUGGUUGGCCUGGAGACAGGAUUGAAAGGAAAGACAUUUAUUGUCCAGGGAUUCGGUAAUGUGGGCCUGCACAGUUGUCGGUAUCUUCACCGAGCAGGUGCAAAAUGCAUUGGGGUCAUUGAGCGGGAUGGAAGCUUGUGGAACCCAGAUGGCAUUGAUCCCAAAGAACUUGAGGACUACAAACUGGAAAAAGGUACGAUUACAAACUACCCUGGAGCUAAGAUGGUUGAGGAAAACCUACUAGAGGCAGAAUGUGAUAUUCUUAUUCCUGCCGCAAAUGAAAAGCAAAUCACCAAGAAGAAUGCGCACAGAAUAAAGGCAAAGAUCAUCGCAGAAGGUGCCAAUGGCCCAACGACUCCUGAAGCUGACCAGAUUCUUAUCGCCAACAAGCAACUCGUCAUCCCUGAUCUCUACCUUAACGCUGGCGGCGUGACUGUCUCAUACUUCGAAUGGCUCAAAAAUAUUAAUCAUGUUAGCUUUGGUCGCCUGACUUGGAAAUACGAGAAAGAGUCCAACUACCAUCUAUUAGAGAGCGUACAGAAGAGUUUAGAAAGGCACUUUGGGGGAUCCUCACACAUCCCCAUCACACCCAGCGAAGCAUUCCAAGAACAGAUAUCGGGAGCAUCUGAGAGGGACAUCGUCCAUUCAGGACUUGAAUUCACCAUGGAGAGGUCCGCCAAGCAAAUCAUGCGCUGUGCAGAGGAGUACAACCUAGGCCUAGACAUCCGUACGGCCGCUUACAUCGUCGCCAUCGAGAAAGUCUACAACACCUACGCCGUCGCCGGCUUCACCUUCAUCUAAUUAUGAUAAUCUCGAUCUUGACCAAUGAUUACUCUAGAAAUUAUCUUGGAAUGCACUUUCUUGUAAAGUGAUAGAUUUUGUAAAUCAUGGAACUCUCGAUAUCGACCAAUUAUUGAUUAGGAAAUUGUCUGGGAAAUAUGAUGGAUUUGGAAAAUACUGGCAACGCUUCUUUAAUAUGUCUUCUUGCAAAUGGAACUUGUAAAUUCAAGAUGGCGUGAACUCUACCUGAUUUUUAACCCAAAAAUAUCAAUUGAGCGUUUUGUAAUGUAUGUCUAUGUAAUUAUUAUUAGACUAAUGUGUAGGCUUGGUACAAAUUGUUAUUGUUUAAAAUUCUUUAAGACCCAUUUAGGCUACCAUUUUCUGGGAAGAUCACGGUUUUCGAGAUCUGCAGCAAUACUUUUCAUUUUGAUGAGAGUGAAAUCACUAGUGUUAAUUAUUUUGUUCUGGGUAUUUUUCAUAUAAAAUACUUAUGACAAAGCAAAGGAAUCUUGUUUUCUUUAAUGAAGCUUGUUCUACCUAUCGUUAAGGUCUGAGGUGCGCUGGAAGAAAUAAUUUUUAUUAAAAACACUGGAUCAGU
Molecule: messenger RNA, 2304 nt
Organism: Nematostella vectensis (starlet sea anemone)
Lineage: Eukaryota; Metazoa; Cnidaria; Anthozoa; Actiniaria; Edwardsiidae
Product: glutamate dehydrogenase, mitochondrial
Exons: 15
Coding region: 102-1727 (541 amino acids)
Biological process (GO): L-glutamate catabolic process
Cellular component (GO): mitochondrion
Molecular function (GO): L-glutamate dehydrogenase (NAD+) activity
Source: RefSeq, a predicted model, not a curated record